This is a messenger RNA of Durusdinium trenchii, 311 nucleotides long. Lineage: Eukaryota; Dinophyceae; Suessiales; Symbiodiniaceae. The record is from the annotation of a GenBank genome assembly.
GUGCUGCUUCCUUCGGCAGCCUCCUCUGGCUCUACGACCAGGAGCGACCCCGCUGGACGAGCACUUCAUGCUCCAGGCGGUUGAAAGUGGGAACCUUCACAUGUCUCCCUGGCUGGCUCCUGGACGUCAAGGCUGCACCUGGCAUAGCAGGAGGCCGAAGCAGGGCGGCAGCUGCUGCCUGCAUGGAGGAGCUCUUUGGAUCCUUGCCGCCCAGCGCUGAUCUUCGGCAGUGCACCAGGCCUCCCUUGGCGCAGAUCACCACCCUGGAAACGAACCGCUUUCCGCUUGUUCCUCUUCUCAUGCAAAGUUGA